Messenger RNA from Oryctolagus cuniculus (rabbit), 5493 nucleotides. RefSeq names its product mbt domain containing 1 (gene MBTD1). Gene Ontology annotation, biological process: negative regulation of DNA-templated transcription. The record is from RefSeq and is a predicted model, not a curated record. NCBI's taxonomy places the organism in Eukaryota, Metazoa, Chordata, Mammalia, Lagomorpha, Leporidae. Gene Ontology annotation, cellular component: nucleus. Gene Ontology annotation, molecular function: chromatin binding; zinc ion binding.
CCUGCCCCGCCCCGAGUGGGAGUUCCUUUGGGAGAAGCAAUCUUCCGGGUGUAGGGGUAAGCGGCAUGACUGGAGUGGAAAAUUUUCCCCAACACAACCUCGCAGCUGGAGCAUAUCGAAAGACGUUUAAGGGAACAGGAGCACCAGCUGGGAUGACUGAAUGAGACGCCUCCUUUUCCUCCAGACUUUCUAGCCACUCGACAGAACGCCAGCCUCAGUUACUUUUCCCACCCUCGGUCUUGGUACGGUCCGUAGAGUACGGAGCCUGCCGAGGGUCCCACGCUGGAAGAGCGAGAGGAGGAGUCGGAGGAGACGUUAGAGGUCACCACGGCCGCCGUCCCCCGUGCAGCCUCUCUGACAAGUGCUUUUUCAGGAUCAUACUUAAGGAUUCAUAGCUGUCGUUUGAAGAACUGAAAGUCCAUGUGAAUUAUUUUAUCAUACAUCCUUCCUGUGUGAAACGAAGAGACGUGUCCGGGAUCCGGGAUGUUUGACGGUUAUGACAGCUGCAGUGAGGACACAAGUAGCAGCUCCAGCUCUGAGGAGAGUGAAGAAGAAGUUGCUCCUUUACCUUCUAAUCUCCCCAUUAUCAAAAACAAUGGGCAAGUCUACACUUACCCAGAUGGGAAAUCUGGCAUGGCUACCUGCGAGAUGUGUGGGAUGGUUGGCGUGCGAGAUGCCUUUUACUCUAAAACAAAGCGUUUCUGUAGCGUUUCGUGUUCAAGAAGUUAUUCGUCAAACUCCAAGAAGGCAAGCAUUUUGGCCAGACUUCAGGUAACGGGUAAGCCUCCAACAAAGAAAGCAAAAGUUCUUCAGAAACAACCUUUAGUUGCUAAACUAGCCGCAUAUGCUCAAUAUCAAGCUACCUUGCAAAAUCAAGCAAAGACGAAAGCAGCAGUCUCCAUGGAAGGUUUCAGCUGGGGUAACUACAUCAAUAGCAAUAGCUUUAUAGCAGCUCCAGUUACGUGUUUCAAACAUGCACCUAUGGGAACCUGCUGGGGUGAUAUCUCAGAAAAUGUGAGAGUAGAAGUUCCCAAUACAGACUGCAGCCUACCUACCAAAGUCUUCUGGAUUGCUGGAAUUGUAAAAUUAGCAGGUUAUAAUGCGCUUUUAAGAUAUGAAGGAUUUGAAAAUGACUCGGGUCUGGACUUCUGGUGCAAUAUAUGUGGUUCUGAUAUACAUCCAGUUGGUUGGUGUGCGGCCAGUGGAAAACCUCUUGUUCCCCCUAGAACUAUUCAACAUAAGUAUACAAACUGGAAAGCUUUUCUAGUGAAAAGACUGACUGGUGCCAAAACCCUUCCUCCUGACUUCUCACAAAAGGUUUCAGAGAGUAUGCAAUAUCCUUUCAAACCUUGCAUGAGAGUAGAAGUGGUUGACAAGAGGCAUUUGUGUCGAACGCGAGUGGCAGUAGUGGAAAGUGUAAUUGGCGGAAGAUUAAGGCUUGUGUAUGAAGAGAGUGAAGACAGAACAGAUGACUUCUGGUGCCACAUGCACAGCCCAUUGAUCCAUCAUAUCGGUUGGUCUCGAAGCAUAGGCCAUCGAUUCAAAAGAUCUGAUAUUACAAAGAAACAGGAUGGACAUUUUGAUACACCACCACAUUUAUUUGCUAAGGUAAAAGAAGUAGACCUGAGUGGGGAAUGGUUCAAAGAAGGAAUGAAAUUGGAAGCUAUAGACCCAUUAAAUCUUUCUACAAUAUGUGUUGCGACCAUUAGAAAGGUGCUGGCUGAUGGAUUCCUCAUGAUUGGGAUUGAUGGCUCAGAAGCAGCGGAUGGCUCUGACUGGUUCUGUUACCAUGCGACAUCUCCUUCGAUUUUCCCUGUCGGUUUCUGUGAAAUUAAUAUGAUUGAACUUACUCCACCCAGAGGUUACACAAAACUUCCUUUUAAAUGGUUUGACUACCUCAGGGAAACUGGCUCCAUUGCAGCACCAGUAAAACUAUUUAAUAAGGAUGUUCCAAACCACGGAUUUCGUGUAGGAAUGAAAUUAGAAGCAGUAGACCUCAUGGAGCCACGUUUAAUAUGUGUAGCCACAGUAACUCGGAUUAUUCAUCGUCUCUUGAGGAUACAUUUUGAUGGAUGGGAAGAAGAGUAUGAUCAGUGGGUAGACUGUGAGUCCCCUGACCUCUAUCCUGUAGGGUGGUGUCAAUUAACUGGAUAUCAGCUACAGCCUCCAGCAUCACAGUCUUCAAGAGAAAGCCAGUCAGCUUCAUCAAAACAGAAGAAAAAGGCUAAGUCCCAGCAAUACAAAGGACAUAAGAAAAGUGGGUCACCACAUGUGACUACAUUGCAGCUAAAGGAGGAGUUGCUAGAUGGAGAAGAUUAUCAUUUCCUUCAAGGAGCCUCUGAUCAGGAAAGCAAUGGCUCUGCCAACUUCUACAUCAAACAAGAGCCAUGACGUGGCUCAGAGACUGAGGGUGGGAGGGGAAGAGUUUUACACAGGACUGAUUUGUAAUCAAUCCAGCUGUACAGCGGGACUAUUCUACUGGGACAUUUUGCUAAAUAUAGAAAAUUUCAGUUCCAGAUUUUUCAGGUGGGUGGGGAAACUAUUUUAGUCGGGGAGGGAAAUUUUUCAAUUUAUAAAGAUGGACACUUUUUGUGUUGUAUUUGAAGCUUUUGAAAGAAUUUUGUAAUAUUUUCCAAGUUUGGAUUUAUGUGCAUUGUUAACAAGAACUGAAAUUCUAACUUUUUUGGUAAGAUUAAAGUUUAGGUAGCAGGAUUGAAGGAAAUGAUUUAAGAAGGAUAUAGUUGUAAAUGCAAAUGAACUGUCAUUACAAAUGAACCUUUUUGGUACCUGUUGGGAGAUUUUGGGAUGUUAGAAGUUAGGCCAGUCACAUCUCCAGCUUCCUUUGCUGCAGAAAUAUGCAACUGAGCCCUUCACAGAGGGCUCAUCACCACAUAGAUCAUGGAAGCGGUAAUUCUGCUUGUUGGCAUUUUAUUGCAGCCCAUUUUAAAUGUUUGUACAGAAAUGUUUUUCAUUCUGUGAAAUUUAUUUGGAGUUCUGAAUGAAACUGGAAGAACUCUGGAUACUUUUAUAUGUUCUCUUUUAUGUAAAAAAAACAAAAACAAAAAAAAAAAACUAAAAUUAUCCUAACACUAGAGUGUUAAACUGGAAUGGUUGACAAGAUAUACAGGAUCUCAGUCUACAAAUUGAGGGGUUGGGGAAAUGCAAUAUUGUCGUAAGUUCAUUUUAUUUUCCUUAUUGAAAAAUACCCCACAAGCGGGAUUCUGCUCAGUUCUCUGCCAUUUCCCUCCAUCUGUGAGAUAACAACUUAGUAUAACCACACCCCGAAACAGAUGUUCUGUGUUACCAGAAGAACCAAAGUAAAAGUAAUUCAAAGUCAGAAUAAGUUGAGAUUUCAAAAUCAUUCCAGCUCCACUGUUAACUAUCCUGGAUUCGUUAGAGAACAAUCUGAAAGAGAAUCUAAGUUUCAUAAAAUUCCAGAUGUAAUAUGAAUUGUCUUUAAUUGUAUUCAGAACUUAUUUUAACAGUGACUUACUUGGACCAUUUUGAACAUUCCCUAUUUUUAAAUUCAUAUGGCUUCCUUUAAACAAAAGGAUACAAGGGUAAAUUGGUGAAAGGUUUGCUCUCUGCGUUUUCUAACUUCUGCCGAGUUGUGACUGAAUGAGAGAGCUCUAGCGUUUACCAGUGAGGUUCAUAAACUAAACUCUCAGGAAUUAAUGCAUCUGUUCUACAAGUGCUUCUGGGUCUUAGCCUGGCCUCUUCAGAGCAGUAGUAUUGACCAUCUCCUCUGGAAUAUAGGUGGGGCUGGUUAGAAAUUAAUCAAAAUGAUUAACCUCUGCAGCCCUUCAGCCUAUGGAAUGCUUUAAAACAAUGUUAAUGGAAAGCCCCAGGAGACCGUUUUAGGUAAGAUUUUUGUUUCGAAUUUUAAAAUGCAUAGAACGUUAAAAACCAGCAAUUUAUUUUCUAAAAUAUUGCUCUACUUUUGGGAAUAAUAGCAUUGGUAAUACGCACAGGUUUACCUCAUUCUAUGCAAGAGGGGUUAAUAACAUAAGGUUUUGUAGUAGCUACUGGAAGUAAAAUGUGUUACUUUAUAGUGUAAGAAUGUGUGGAAUCACAUGUCACCAUUUCUUAAUAUUGACUCUUUGGGGGGCGUAAGUGUAGAUCACAUCAGCACAGGUUGAGUCUCAUGUGUCAAAUAUAUGUGAAUUCAGCUGUUAACUUCCUGGAUGUUUAUCUUAAACAACAUUGCUGAGAGGGACCUACUGUAAAUGUGAUAUGCUCACACUUGGUCAAUCUUUCCAUCUUUGCACAAACUCAAAGCCUACAAGAGUUCCAGAGUGUGGCUUACAGCAGUCUUUGCUCUCAGACUUAGUGAAUUAAGCCCAGGAUUCUGAUUCCAUGAUACGGGUGCAAGAAACCUGUUGGGUCGUGUACUCUACCAGUACCUUGGGAUUAGGGCCUCUUUGGGACUGAAUGAACCAGGAGGGUUAUGAUUUGGAGCCAGUCAGGCCUAGUAAUUCUGUGAAAUGCUCACUUGUAGCCCGGUUAUAGAAGCUUCCAAUUCUGCAGCAAAACCAGGCUGCUUGAGCGUUCAAGUUUUCCACCUAUUCAUGAAGUGUUCUUUUCUUGAUCCAUGACCAACAGCUAGAGGUUGGUAAGGACUUGUAUGGUCUCAAACAAUCUGUAGCCCUCUUCAUCGUGCAGACCCUUAACUCCUGCUGCCACUGGACAGAAACUAAGUUCACACAGAGGAGAUUCUGUCUUAGCCACGACUCCAGCUGUACAACUCACAGCCCCGCUCUCUUACAGCUCAAAAUGUACUGCUGACCUGGGGUUUCUUUUUGUUUUUGUUUCUGUUUCUGUUUGCUGUUAGUAUGAUUUGGGGACUCUUGGUAGUUUAAACCUUAAACCUUUUCCUUGCUGUGUAUGAGGAAAGCUAAAGCUGUUAUCAACUUCUUCUACGGAUACUAACACGGGUUUUCAGUGUUUGUUUGUUUUUAUUAUUAUUAAUUUUGCGUGAUGUGAAUACCCUCUCCCAUCAAUAUUUGUAUUAUGGUGCUAUAUAUUUGGUAAUGAUCCUUUAAUAUUGGGAAGGGAUUUUAAAAAUACUGUGAUUAAACUGGGUUUCUUCCUUUGAUUUUCGUAUUUUAAAUAAAGCCACAGUCAUUUAUACAAAAGAAAAGCAUCUGUCCCUGGGCAACUCUUUUGAGGACAGAGGUCAAAGUAAACUGCAUAAGGUUUUUACAUCAUUUCUGUAUGUAUUUGAUAUAUAGAUCAAUAUCUGUAUAAAUUUAAUCUUUUAUUUUCUGGUAACUUGUGAUCAUUGAGAGAGUGUUUGAAACUUUCUCAUGAAAUGUAUAUAUAAUGGCGUGAAAAAUUCCUUCCGGGAAAUUUAUGUUUUCUUUCAUUUUUACCAAAUUGCAAAUUUUCAGCAUGGAUGUGAAAAGCAUUAAAAUUAUAACUUUGUGUACAAGAUGAAAAUAAUUCACUAAAUUUGCCCUUUUUUACACAAAAUAAAAUGUUAAAGUUAAGCGA